AUGCUUACAGAUCAAAGAUUUUCAAUUGAUACUACUGCUUAUCAUGAUCAUUAUUUUGGAACUCGACCAACAAAUCUUUUUAAUUGGGUUUGGGCACAAUUUCAUCGAGUCGAUAAAGAUUUUUUAUUAAUCUUGAGCAGUUAUCAUAUACUUACAACUAAAGAUAUUUAUGUUGGAUACAUACUUAUUCGUUGGAGAGAUCAACGAAUUGAAAUAGGAUUAUUGUGUGGAGAUCAAUUCGAUUUGACACCAUUAGAAUGGCAAAUUGUUGAUAGUUGA
This is a messenger RNA of Rotaria sp. Silwood1, 279 nucleotides long. NCBI's taxonomy places the organism in Eukaryota, Metazoa, Rotifera, Eurotatoria, Philodinida, Philodinidae. The record is from the annotation of a GenBank genome assembly.